UUUACCUUAUAAAAAUCUAACUCGGAAAAUAUAUAGUAUUCAUUAAAUGAUUUGCGUUUCCCACAAUUCCUCAUAUACCAAAAGGCAAAAGCUCCUUUCUUUUUUAAAGCUUGAAGCUUCCUCACAUUUCAUCCAUGGCAAGAGCUCUCUCCUACAUCAAUGGCAACGCAACGUUACCUGUUCCUUGUAGACCAAAUCCCAGCCGUCCAUGUGCUUUACUGUUGCCUUAUAGGCCUUUGAAGGUUACCGUGUCAUGCAACCGGUCUUAUUGGGCCUCCAUAAACUCAGACAUCGAAGCUCAUCUUAAGAAGGCCAUCCAGGCACGAGAACCUCCCUGUGUUUUUGAUCCCAUGCACCAUUUGACGUUCGCCGCCCCACGGAACACGGCGCCAGCGUUAUGCGUGGCUGCAUGUGAACUCGUUGGCGGCCACCGGGACCAAGCUUUGCCAGCGGCAUCCGCACUUCACCUCAUUUAUGCAGCUUCAUUCACUCAUGAGCAUCUUCCAUUGACAGAAAGCUCCAGGCCCAAGUCAGCGAUUCAACAUGUCUACCGACCAAACAUCGAGUUACUGAUCGGGGAUGCAACGCUACCAUUUGGGCUUGAGCUAUUGGCUAAAUCCGAUGAUCCAAACCAAAAUAAGUCAGAUCGAGUUUUACAGGUAAUGGUUGAGAUCACACGUGCUGCAGGUUCGCAAGAAAUGAUUUAUGGGCAGUACUGUGAAGUAGAAACUUGUCAAUCGGACAACAAAGAGUCAUGCCAUUCCCACAUCGGAGAGAUCGAACGUAUCUGUGAGAAAUACGAUGGAGCAAUGCAUGCUUGCGGAGCUGCAUGUGGGGCAAUAUUAGGAGGUGGAAGUGAAGAGGAAAUAGAGAAAAUGAGAAGCUAUGGUCUAUACAUCGGAAAAAUACAAGGAAUGAUAAACAGAAUUGGAAGCCAUGACAAGGAUUUGAACAAAUUGGUGGAUGGGCUAAGAGAUUUGGCUAUCAAAGAAUUGAGAGGUUUUAAUGAGGCAAAGGCUAAAGCAAUAUCUAGUUUUUUUUAGUAACUCUUUGGUGGUUUUUUAUAAUAUGAUA
Durio zibethinus is the source of this 1074-nucleotide messenger RNA. The record is from RefSeq and is a predicted model, not a curated record. NCBI's taxonomy places the organism in Eukaryota, Viridiplantae, Streptophyta, Magnoliopsida, Malvales, Malvaceae.